AUGUGGUGCUGCUACGUGGGGAAAGCUACCAGGAUCUUCUUCUUCGUGGUGGCGGUGCUGGUGGUGGUGGGCCUCGUUCUGGGCUUUGGGUUCAUCCGCCACGGGUCGCACGGCAGCAACACCCGCGGGUCCUGCGACAAUGACGGCUGCCGACCCGGCCGCCCUCAGCCGGUUCCGGCCGCCGCCACCACGUCUGCCCCGCCGCUCCUCAGCCCGCCCAGCUCCGUCACCGUCGUCCAAGCUCCUUUCCUUGCCUAG
This is a messenger RNA of Musa acuminata AAA Group (dessert banana), 258 nucleotides long. RefSeq lists its product as uncharacterized. The record is from RefSeq and is a predicted model, not a curated record. The transcript has a single exon. The coding region runs from base 1 to 258 and encodes 85 amino acids. Lineage: Eukaryota; Viridiplantae; Streptophyta; Magnoliopsida; Zingiberales; Musaceae.